This is a messenger RNA of Prorocentrum cordatum, 1217 nucleotides long. Lineage: Eukaryota; Dinophyceae; Prorocentrales; Prorocentraceae. The record is from the annotation of a GenBank genome assembly.
CUGCCCCCUCCGCUGAGACGGGAGGGGAGGCGGCGGUUCGAAGCGCACAGGCUGCUCGGCUCCCAGGGUCGCGCAGCGCCCCGCGCCCCUGUGCCCGUUCGAGGCCCCGCGGGCCCCGCCGGCCGCGCCCCGCCCGCUCCUUCCGCGGGCGCCCCGCCGCGCAGGGACACGCCGGCAGGUUCGCGCCGCGCUGGCGUGACGCGGCGGCUCCAGCCGCGGCCGGGCACGCCAUGCCAGAGUUGCCGAGGCUCCCCGAGAUGAUUCGGUCCCUCAGCGCGUGCGAGGGCGCCUUGGAGGACCAGCUGGAGGCAGCCUCGCCGCCGCACGAGUGGCAGCACCCGCCCUCCUUCCUGUGCCCGAUCUCGCAGCAGUGCAUGCACGACCCCGUGGUGCUCUCGGACGGGCACACGUACGAGAGACAGCACAUCGAGCGGUGGCUCUCCCACAGCACAACUUCGCCGGUGACCCGCUUGGAGCUCUCCAAGACGGGCAUCUACCCCAACCACGCGCUGCGCAACGCCAUCGACGAGUACUUCAACGAGGUCUUCAGCGUCCACCGGCGGGCCAUCCGGCGGACCGUGCGGAGCCGCCGCGGUAGCAGGGACCUCACCGCGGACGGCCCGCUCGCACGCACGCUGGACGCGCUGAUGCAGAGCUCGCUACUGGUGAACGCCGACCACAGCGUGGAGUACAUCCUGCGCCAGAUAGUCGGCGAGGCCAAGAAGCUAGUCGGCGCGGAGGCGGCGUCGGUCUUCCUGGUGGACGCCGCGCGGCAGGAGCUCUACUCCACGGUGAACUCGACAAACGAGGAGCUGCGGAUCCCCAUUAACGCCGGCAUCGCUGGGCAGGUCGCCACGACGGGCGAGGCGCUCAUCAUUAACGACGCGUACGCGGACGUCCGCUUCAACAAGGCGGUCGACAGGAAGACUGGCUUCAGGACGAGGAACAUUCUGUGCGCUCCGCUGAAGGUGAGGAAGGGCGACGUCAUCGGCGUGGUGCAGCUCAUCAAUAAGACCGGCGGCGGCGUGAUGGCCCUGGACGGCCUCCCGGGCGCGCCACAAGAGGGAGCCGACGAGCCCGCGGGCGGGAGCCGCCCGUUCACGGAGGACGACUCGCACUUCUUGCAGGUGUUCGCCCUGCAGGCGGCCACGGCGGUGGCCAACGACAUCUCCCACGAGCUGUGUCAGGCCGCGGCGUCGAGCUCUCCCCAGGGCUGA